AUGUUCUCAGAGGUCAUCGAGAGUGUCCCCUCCAUCCCUGGAGCUCUCUGCCUCCUCCCUUCUGUUGUCAUCGUACUUUCUGCCAUCCUCAGUCAGAAUGUCUGCUUUGCGUUGUUCACAGGGUUGAUUGUCGGAGGGACCUUGAUCAGUGCGUACAACCCGUUCGAAGGGUUCCUUCGGGCAGGAGACACGUUCCUCUACGAUGCUCUGCAAGGGGCAGACCAAGGCCUCUUGCUCUUCACCUGGUUCAUGGCGGGUCUUGUGGGUGUGAUCUCUCGCAAUGGUGGAGCUCUCGGGCUGGGCAAAGUCUUCGUGCAGUACGCGACUUCCGCGAGAAGGGCUCAGAUGAUAGCUGUGCUGGUGGGGUACCUGGUCUUCUUCGACGAUUACAGCAGCAUCCUGAUUGUUGGCCCAACGAUGAGGCCGGUGACUGAUGCGUGUGGAGUGAGCAGAGAGAAGCUCGCGUUCUUUGUGGACUCCACCGCUGCCCCCGUUGCCUCCGUAUCAAUCCUUAGCACGUGGAUCGGGUUCAAGCUCAGUGUUGCUCAGCAGCUGCUGCAGCAGAUGAAUAUUUCAGACGACGUCUUCUCUAUCCUCAUCGGAGCCAUCCCUUACAGCUUCUACCCUAUCCUGGCCAUGAGCAUGGCGAUGCUGGUCGCGGCAAUGGGGAAGGACUUUGGGCCGAUGCUCGUGGCGGAACAGCACGCAAGGAAGAAGUUCGGAGCAAAGACGGUGGACAAGGCGGCUGAUCUGGUUGACAGCAACUUGGGAUCAGAGCCUGACAUGGAGCCAGACCCUGACACGCCUCCCCGGGCCAUCAACGCCCUCAUCCCCAUCCUCUCCAUGCUCGUCGCCAUGGCCUCAGGGAUUAUCAGCUCAGGAGUCAGCCGAUACUACCAGGCGUUAGGAGACGCAGCAGCCCCGCCGUCGGCUGUUGAGAUCCUCUCGCACGCUGAGACGACGAAAGUUCUGAUCUGGUCGAGCCUGCUGGCAGACGCCAUGGCGAUCCUUCUCACCAUCGGCCAGCGCCUCCUCACCCUCGAGCAGUGCAUGGCGGCAUGGGUCGCAGGUAUCCGCUCCAUCACCGUCGGCUUCUUGACGCUCGUCUUCGCCUGGGGCAUCGGCAACAUGUCGACGGUACUGCACGUGGGCUCCUACGUCUCCUCCGCCUUCGGCCCUUCCUUCCCCAUCAACCUCCUCCCUCCUGCCGCCAUGCUCAUCUCUGCCUUCGUCAGCGUGGCGUCAGGGUCGUCAUGGGGUACGAUGGUGCUGAUGUUUCCCAUCGCUCUCCCUCUCACUGUCGCGCAUGACGGCGACGGUCCCGUGCGGGCCAACGACAGCCUGCUGGCUACCCUCGGCGCCAUCAUCUCAGGGAGCAUGUUCGGCGACCACGUCUCUCCCAUCUCCGACACCACCAUCCUAUCCUCCCUCUGCUCCUCUUGUGACCUGAUGCAGCACGUGCGCACACAAGGACCGUACGCUUGCGUUGUUGGGCUGAUCAGUCUCCUCCUUUGCCUCAUCUCCUCCUCCUCCUCUGCCAUCGUAGCGUCAAUGCUCCUCCCCAUCGGCAUCCUCCUCCUCGCUCUCAUCCUCCAUGUCUUCGGCAGCUCGGCAGAGCAUCCGCAGACUUCGACGAUACAGACGAGGAUGAAGAGCUUGAUGUCAUGGAAGAUGUUCAGACGGGCGGUGGAUGAUGAGAACGACGCGCUUGUAACGUCGCACAAACUUGCUCAGGAGGAGAUGGAGGCGAUUGAGAUGGGCAACACGCGCUCGCCGGUGUAG
Guillardia theta CCMP2712 is the source of this 1782-nucleotide messenger RNA. RefSeq lists its product as hypothetical. The record is from RefSeq and is a predicted model, not a curated record. Gene Ontology annotation, cellular component: membrane. The transcript is spliced from 3 exons. Lineage: Eukaryota; Cryptophyceae; Pyrenomonadales; Geminigeraceae. Bases 1 to 1782 code for a protein of 593 amino acids.